AUGGCUAGCGGGCAGUGUGGAUGCGGUCUUUGGCUUCCCCUCCCUCGUGCGCUUCACCUGGGCCACCGCCAAAACCACACGUCCCUUCUUCCCCUUUCCUUCCCCUCACCCCGCUAUUCCCCCCUAGACCCUGCAACGAAGGCGUGGCUAGCAGGCAGUGUGGACGCGGUGUUUGGCUUCCCCUCCCUCGUGCGCUUCAGCUGGGCCACCGCCAAGACCAUCAUGGAUGCCUCUUGCGUGCUCCCCUUGCCCCUCCUUCCCCCCCUAUGCCCCCCAGACCCCGCCAGAAAGGCAUGGCUGGCGGGCAGUGUGGACCCGGUCUUUGGCUUCCCCUCCCUCGUGCGCUUCAGCUGGGCCACAGCCAAAACUAUCAUGGAUAUUGUCGACCCGGUCUUUGGCUUCCCCUCUCUCGUGCGCUUCAGCUGGGCCACCGCCAAAACUAUCAUGGACUCCUCUUGCGUGCCUGUGCACUGGGAGGCGGAUGAAGCUGAGGAGGGGCAGGCGUGGGCGGUCAAGCAAUCGAGCCCCGCAGCUUCUGUCCCUGGCUCUGCUCCUUCCAAGCGCAAACGGAAGAAUGUGCGUAUUGAGUCUGUGGCACAGAAAAGGCACUCGUUCUUCCGGGCUCGCAAACUGCAGCUUGUCACCACCAGCUUGUAA
This is a messenger RNA of Closterium sp. Naga37s-1, 657 nucleotides long. Lineage: Eukaryota; Viridiplantae; Streptophyta; Zygnematophyceae; Desmidiales; Closteriaceae. The record is from the annotation of a GenBank genome assembly.